Gracilinanus agilis (Agile Gracile Mouse Opossum) is the source of this 1826-nucleotide messenger RNA. RefSeq names its product nuclear receptor subfamily 2 group C member 2-like. The record is from RefSeq and is a predicted model, not a curated record. NCBI's taxonomy places the organism in Eukaryota, Metazoa, Chordata, Mammalia, Didelphimorphia, Didelphidae. Gene Ontology annotation, molecular function: RNA polymerase II cis-regulatory region sequence-specific DNA binding; nuclear receptor activity. Gene Ontology annotation, biological process: cell differentiation; positive regulation of embryonic development; positive regulation of transcription by RNA polymerase II. The coding region runs from base 1 to 1545 and encodes 514 amino acids. The transcript has 12 exons.
AUGGACCAUUAUAGCACAGAUGAUUAUAGCAAAUGGAUCAGGCUCAAGAUGAAUGCAAUGCUAGAAACCUCCGAGCUGCCUGCUGUGUUUGAUGGGGUGAAGUUAGCUGCUGUGGCUGCAGUGCUCUAUGUGAUCGUCAGGUGUUUGAAUCUCAAGAGCCCGACAGCCCCACCUGACCUCUACUUCCAGGACUCUGGGCUGUCUCGAUUUCUGCUGAAGUCUUGUCCCCUUCUGACCAAAGACCUUACUCUGAUUAACAUGUGGGAGAUGAGUAUUCCCUUAAAGGGGAAAGAGGUGGUGGUGAAAGGAGCUGUUCAGAGUGAAAGGAAGCCUUUUGAUGUGCAGCGGGAGAAACCAACCAAUUGUGCAGCUUCAACAGAAAAAAUAUACAUCAGGAAAGACUUAAGAAGUCCUUUGAUAGCCACACCAACUUUUGUAGCAGACAAAGAUGGAACAAGGCAGACGGGCCUUCUUGAUCCAGGAAUGCUUGUCAAUAUCCAACAGCCUUUAAUACGUGAUGAUGGCACAGUCCUCCUUGCUGCUGACUCCAAGGCUGAGACAAGCCAGGGUGCUCUAGGCACAUUGGCAAACGUAGUGACAUCCCUUGCCAACCUCAAUGAAUCUCUGAAUAACGGUGACCCUUCAGAAAUCCAACAAGAGGACCAAUCAGCAAGUGAGAUCACUCGGGCAUUUGAUACUUUGGCAAAAGCUCUUAACACCACAGAUGGCUCUUCAACACCAAACUUAGCAGAUGGGAUGGAUCCUACAGGAGGAGGGAACAUUCAUGUCAUCAGUAGAGAUCAGUCAACACCCAUCAUCGAAGUAGAAGGACCCCUACUUACAGAUACACAUGUCACAUUUAAACUUACAAUGCCUAGCCCAAUGCCAGAGUAUCUCAAUGUACAUUACAUCUGUGAGUCAGCAUCAAGGUUGCUGUUCCUCUCAAUGCACUGGGCCAGAUCCAUUCCUGCCUUUCAGGCCCUCGGUCAAGACUGUAAUACAAGCCUGGUCCGUGCCUGCUGGAAUGAGCUCUUCACCUUGGGGCUGGCCCAGUGUUCCCAAGUGAUGAGCCUCUCCACUAUUCUAGCAGCUAUCGUGAAUCACUUACAGAACAGCAUACAGGAAGAUAAACUUUCUGGUGACAGAAUAAAGCAAGUCAUGGAACACAUCUGGAAACUUCAGGAGUUUUGUAACAGUAUGGCUAAACUUGACAUUGAUGGGUAUGAAUAUGCAUACCUUAAGGCUAUCGUCCUUUUUAGCCCUGAUCAUCCUGGUUUGACCAGUACAAGCCAAAUAGAAAAAUUCCAAGAGAAGGCACAGAUGGAGUUACAGGAUUACGUACAGAAAACCUAUUCAGAAGACACAUACAGGCUGGCUCGGAUUCUUGUUCGUCUCCCAGCACUUAGAUUGAUGAGCUCCAGUAUUACUGAAGAACUCUUUUUUACUGGUCUCAUCGGCAAUGUUUCAAUAGACAGCAUAAUCCCCUACAUUCUGAAAAUGGAAACCGCAGAGUACAAUGGCCAGAUAACAGGAACGAACUUAUAGUGGGAACAACACAACUUCAUGGAUCAAAAUAAUUUUCAUAGAACCAGUAACCACACCAUUAAGAUAUAAAGAAAAUAAAAAUAGUGAUAUUUUGGUAUGUACAGAUAUUUCCCGUAUGUUAACCAUUUCCUACCUGAUUUCUUCUUGUCUAGGAGGCCCCAACAGUAGCUACUGAAAGCCUAGGCUCCUUUUCUGCCACAAGGAAUAUUUUAAUGACUUUUGAUUUCAAAAAAAACAAAUAAGGUGUCAGAUUUCUGAGUGACCUUUUAACUCACUUUUUU